Molecule: messenger RNA, 1485 nt
Organism: Tuber melanosporum (Perigord truffle)
Lineage: Eukaryota; Fungi; Ascomycota; Pezizomycetes; Pezizales; Tuberaceae
Exons: 2
Coding region: 403-1254 (283 amino acids)
Source: RefSeq, a predicted model, not a curated record
CAAACCCAUUUCCCCCCCUGGCCUCUCGCGAGCUCCCCCAAUAGCUUGACCUUAAGACCUUAAGCUUGUAGCGAUCAGCUCCUCCUUGUCGACAUGAAGCUUUUUCAGGUUUUUCCUGACACGAAUCCUGCAUCUAAAACAAAUGGAUCCCCACCCUAUAAGUCGCCUUAGAGCUCGUCCGGAGCUGCUCGCUUUGCUUUCUGAUUCGAACACUUCCUUUGCCUUGAUACGUCAGUCCACCGGUACAGCUUUGGGCCGCAAUCAUCGCGGUGCUGCGAAGGAGUUUUAAAAGCAGUGCUUAUUCGAGAACUUCCCCUCAUCUUUCAUCUUAUCGGCCAUUCAUUUUUUUCGAGAAUCCUGGUGAUAUUCCCAGAAAGCUUUCUCAACCAGCUCUUGCCCACGAUGUCUGGCUUAAUUACCAAAUUUGUAUUCAAUAGAGUCUUCCGCGAGAAUCCGGAUAAUAACCACGGGGCCGACGACCCUUACUUCGAAACUCUUCCCGCUGGCCGUCUUUCUGCUGGAGGGAGAACGAAGAGACGCAAGAAGGCGCUUCCCCCGGGACUCUCCCGCGAAGAUGAGAAAACGCUCAUUAAGGUUAAGAGAAGAGCCUACAGGUUGGACAUGGCAUUGGGUAGCUUCUGUGGCAUGCGAGUUGGAUGGAGUUCUCUCAUAGCAAUUAUCCCGGGUAUUGGUGAUAUUCUUGAUAUGAUGCUUGCUAUGAUGGUCAUCCGUACGGCUUCCCAAGCGAACCUUCCCUCCGGCGUCAGGGCGCACAUGAUGAUCAAUGUGAUCAUUGACUUUGUCAUUGGAUUGAUCCCUUUCCUCGGUGACAUUGUUGAUAUUGGGUUUAAAGCCAAUACCCGCAACGCCAUUGUUUUAGAGAACUUUCUUCGAGAGCGAGGCGCAGAGAACAUCAGGCGGCAGGGACUUCCGCAGCCACCCGAUCCUUCCCUGGGCGAUAAUUAUGAUAGAGACGAGCAACAGGAGGUGAUUAAUCAACGGCUUGGAGCACAGCCUCCAUCAAGCCAUCAAAGAGGUGGAUUCUUAGGCGGGCUUUUCGGAGGUGGUGCUAUAGCGGAUGAUGUUGAGGCUCAACGCGCCUCUGUCCCUGUCCCUUCAUCCUCCAAACAGCGCUCCACGAGGCACGGCUCCAGGCGCGGGUCCACCAAGCAUGGACAGUCAAGGCAUGGUUCAUCUAGACAUGGGUCCUCGAGGUACGGGUCAAGGGGUCACUCGUCAAGAAGCCAUGGAUAGCGUAGGCACCGGGGACGGGAAAGCAGAGCAAUUGUUGGAAUAUCAAGGUGAUAGGUCAUGACAAAUAGAUCCGGUACUUAGGUACUUGACGGAGGUUAUGGGUCGUGGAAAGAUGGGGGCAAAUAUUAGCGGGGGACAAAGCUAGAUCCUUAUCUUUAAUUAAACGGGCCUGUAUUCUCAACUGCUAUGCUAACGAUUUCCUCCACAACAAAUAAAGCUUAGUCGUCAUGA